AUGGAGGAAAUCAAUGAUGGGGCCAUAGUAUCUUCUCCUAGCAGCACUCUAUCGUUGUUCCAAAUGGAUUUCUCCAUAUUCAGAGGAGGGAGCAGUAGCAACAACAAAAGAUACAACACUAAAGCCACUGACGCCGAUGCCAUGAAUGCUAUCGAUACGACUCAGAGAGCUUCUGCGAGAGUGACCGAUGAGGACGAGAAAGGUCUCGCUCGAAAGAAGCUCAGGCUCUCCAAAGAACAGUCCGCUUUCCUAUAAGAGAGCUUCAAAGAAAUGCACAAUACUCUCAACCCUAAACAAAAGCUUGCUCUUACAAAACAGCUCAAUCUUCGACCUCGCCAAGUAGAAGUUUGGUUUCAGAACAGAAGAGACAGAACGAAGCUAAAACAGACGGAGGUGGAUUGCGGGUAUCUGAAGAGGUGUUGCGAGAUAUUGACGGAGGAGAACAGAAGACUACAAAAACACUUUCAGACAAAAGACCCGGUGGUGGGGAUUCGUUCUCGCAGUUUAUGA
Messenger RNA from Telopea speciosissima, 510 nucleotides. RefSeq names its product homeobox-leucine zipper protein HOX11-like. Gene Ontology annotation, biological process: regulation of DNA-templated transcription. Lineage: Eukaryota; Viridiplantae; Streptophyta; Magnoliopsida; Proteales; Proteaceae. Gene Ontology annotation, molecular function: sequence-specific DNA binding. The record is from RefSeq and is a predicted model, not a curated record.